Molecule: messenger RNA, 3951 nt
Organism: Acanthosepion pharaonis
Lineage: Eukaryota; Metazoa; Mollusca; Cephalopoda; Sepiida; Sepiidae
Source: the annotation of a GenBank genome assembly
AUGGAAGGGCUACCAAUUCCCCAAAAUAUUCACAUUAUAUCUGCAACUGAAAACAGCCUCAAUGUCAAUUUGGACACACAGCCUCAACAGCAAAAUGAAUAUUCUAUUAGAAUAACCACUGAUGAAGUAGCUAAUUUCUCUAAAGUCUUUCGUACACAAGAGAAAGAAUACAACAUUACUUCCCUCAUACCUGGAAUCUUGUACAAGAUCUUUGUCAGCAUUGUCAGUGAUGGAUUGCAAAGCAAAGAAUUCAUGUUAAAGAAUUACACAGUUCCAGCAGCACCUGAACUAAAUAUUUCCAAAAAUGGAACUGAUUAUGUCCAGUUAAGCAUUAAAAGAAAUGGAACCCUCUGCAAUAAUUUUCAUAUUAAUGAAGAACUCUCAAACCAUUCCAGAAUUGAAGAAGAUGGUGAAAUCUGCACAAUGAAACUGGUGAAUUUAGAACCUGGUCGAAAAUAUUACUUGAAAAUGUGGCAGACUCGAGAUGUGUGGAAAAGCCGGAUAAAAGAAAUAUCAAUUUUUACUGAAUUAAGAUUUAUUGGACCCGUGCAGAACUUUACAAUACUGAAUCUAGGUGCAAGAACUGUUGAAAUCUUCCUGCAGCCACCCAAAGAGAAAUAUGGAGAUAUCAUUGGAUAUCUGAUUGAAACCACAGGAGAUAAAUUUUGCCAGAUCAUGGUCUUAAACUGUUCAGGAUGCAAUAUGACAAAAAAAACGACCUAUGCACUGCCAGCUGCCUGUAAAGAAAAACUUUGCACUAAAACAAAGUUCUUGGAGAAAGAAGUUGAAACACUUAAGAAAAAAGUUACAAUUAAAAACCUUUUGCCAUAUCACAAGUACAAAAUUUUGGUAAUGGCUUACAACAAAGAAAUAUGUGGAAAGAAAACUCAGAUGUCCAUCAAUACUCUGGAAAGCACUCCGUCAAAACCAAUCAGUAUGAUAACCAAAGAAGGUGUUCCAUCACCAGUGGUUAAUUUGGAAAUUACAAAAGUGACAAAUACAUCCUUAGAAUUCAAAUGGGAACGACCAUGUUUCCCCAAUGGGAAUAUUACAAAUUACAGAGUAGAAUAUUCAAAUGAAGGUGGCAUGGUGAAUCACAAUCAAACUAUCGCUCUGGCUGGUAAACUGGAAAAACUUCAUCCGUAUCAAACAUACAGUAUCAAUGUUUCAGCUUGCACCAGAUCAGGAUGCUCAAAAAGUGAAAAUGUCAAAAAUAGAACUCUGGCUGGAACUCCGUCAAAAGUAAGACAACUUCAAGGCACUUCUGUAUCAAAUGACAGUAUCACAUUAAAAUAUGAGGCUCCGAAGCAUAAAAAUGGCAUUAUUAUAAGUUACACAAUAGAAGUCUGUUUUAAAAAACAUAUUUGUAGACAUACACCAAACAACACCGUAUCCAUUUGCAAUGAGUUCAACACAACAGAAAGAACAUACGUUCUCAAAGACCUUAAACCAAAUUGGCCUUAUAUAGUGAGAGUUUGUGCAUGGACCAGCAAAGGUGCUGGCAAAUUUAGUAAGCCAAUCAGUAUGAUAACCAAAGAAGGUGUUCCAUCACCAGUGGUUAAUUUGGAAAUUACAAAAGUGACAAAUACAUCCUUAGAAUUCAAAUGGGAACGACCAUGUUUCCCCAAUGGGAAUAUUACAAAUUACAGAGUAGAAUAUUCAAAUGAAGGUGGCAUGGUGAAUCACAAUCAAACUCUCGCUCUGGCUGGUAAACUGGAAAAACUUCAUCCGUAUCAAACAUACAGUAUCAAUGUUUCAGCUUGCACCAGAUCAGGAUGCUCAAAAAGUGAAAAUGUCAAAAAUAGAACUCUGGCUGGAAUUCCUCUAAAUGUGAAAAACGUUAUAGCAAAACCAAAUAGUAGCACCAGUGUCACUGUCAGAUGGGAUCAACCUCAAGACAAGAUGGGACCCACAAAUUAUGUAGUAGAAACAUUGGACAAUGGGAAGAAGCUAAAAGGAUGCAAGGCAGAAGGAUUUGAGUCAACUGAUUGUACAGUGACAGGAUUAGAGGAAUACUGGUCAUAUUCAUUUAUUGUGACUGCCUGGACAUCUGCUGGACAGAGUAAAUCCAUGGAAAGUCCUGAAGUCCGUACACAUGAAUCAAAUCCUGGUCAUGUGACAAAUCUUGAGAUUGGACUCAAAUGUUACACACGGAUUUAUGUCAAAUGGGAGCCACCCGUCUUACGGGAACGGAAUGGAAUAAUAUGUAAAUACCGUGUAAACCUGGAACAAAAUGGAUCAAACCAAACUCAACUUGUAAAUACAACUCAUCGGUACAAAGAAUUCAAUGUAAAAACUGAACGUAACUAUACAGUUCAGGUUCGAGCAAUAACAAAAAUUGGAGAAGGUCCUAUCACAGAAAAAACAAUCAGUGUACCUGCUGGACCUCCUGUGAUUCCUGAAGGAAUUCUAUUCAGUCCAGCACCAUUUUUUGCUAAGGACAGAAGAAAGCAAAUUGCUAUUUUGUUACCAAUGAAAUUCUUCUCCAAUGACAGCAAUGGUCAGCCUAACCUAUGGGGCUUGAUUGUGGCUCAGUCAGAAGCAGUAAAUGGCAAUAAUACAGGAAUGCAAAAACGUUUGAAUGAAUUUCAUUUAAAAAAUAUGCAAAGAUGGGAAGACGUCCAUGAUAAUGACAUCAUACAAGCCUACCGACCAACUUCAGAUGACUGGAAACCACCGCCCUUCUAUGGUGACGAUGGGAACAGCCAUUAUAUUUUGGGAGCAGACAAAGAUUGUGAUAUGGGAAAAUAUUAUUGCAAUGGUUACUUGCAGCCGGGAAGAAGUUACAGGAUUAAAGCAUUUAUGUGCACAAGAGGUGGGUGCUCAGAAACGAAAUAUUCUGGACUCUUUUACACAGAAAAAGACCUGAGUCCUGUCUAUAUUAGUUUGCCAAUUUUGAUCAUUACAGCAUUGUUAUCAUUGGCUGCAGUUAUCUUCAUGUGGAGAAAACAGUUAUUCUGCUUCAGAAAACAAGAUAUUCCUAUUUUUUCAGAAGUUUCUUUUGUCCGCAAGAUUGGAGAAACAAACAAAUCCUUUGUUAUGAACCUUGAGCCUAAGUCCCGGAGCAUCAAUCUGGAUGAAUUCCAUGAAAAAGUUGAAAAGAUGAAAAAAGAUUCGAACCUUUUAUUCUGUGAAGAAUUUCAACUUUUACGAACUAGCAGCCCAUCAAAAACUCAUUUAGCAGCUGAAUUGCAGGCCAACAGAACAAAGAACCGCUACACAAAUAUCCUUGCCUUUGACCAUUCCCGUGUAAAAUUGCUUCCGCUGGAUGAUGAAGAAGGAUCAGACUACAUAAAUGCCAAUUAUAUGCCUGGUUACCAUUCGAAGCGAGAAUACAUAGCUGCUCAGGGUCCUCUGCCAGGAACCAAAGAUGAUUUCUGGAGGAUGGUAUGGGAACAAAAUGUAUCUGUGGUUGUCAUGGUAACACAGGCUGUGGAACGUGGAAGAAUUAAAUGUGAAAUCUACUGGCCAACAGGGACGGAUCCUGUUUAUUUUGGUGACCUUGUGAUUCAGUUACGAUCUGAAUCAAACCUUUCUGAUUACAUUCUGAGGAUCCUGGAUGUACAACUGGGGGAUCAAAAGAGAGAAGUAAAGCACUUCCAUUUUCUGAAAUGGCCAGAUUUUGGUUGUCCUGCCAACACAUCACUGUUGAUCAAUUUUAUCCAGACUGUUCGUUCAUACAUGCCUUACACAGCAACAGGACCAACCAUCAUUCAUUGCAGUGCUGGAGUUGGUCGAACUGGGACUUUCAUUGCUAUUGACUGGCUGUUGCAACAUAUUCGGGAACACUCAGAAGUUGACAUAUUUGGACUGAUCUUGGAGAUGAGAGGUUAUCGUGUCAAUAUGGUCCAAACUGAGGAUCAAUAUAUUUUCAUUCAUCAAUGCAUCGAUGACCACAUGAGACAAAUAUCUGCUGAGGAAGAUAUCUACAUGAAUGAAACUCAGAUGUAA